AUGGCGACGGCCACAUCGCCCCAAGCCGCCGCCAGCGCCAUCCUCAACCACACCUCGCCCACCUACACAUUCGCCUUCACGCCCUUCCUCCAGCAGACCUACCAGGUCUCCCUCCCCGCCGACCGGCCGAUAUGCCGUGCCUUCAACACGGGUACCUGCCCCAACGGCACGCGCUGCCCGGAGCGCCACGUCCUCAUCAACCCCUCCGAGUCCACACAGCGCCAGGGCGGCCUCAACUCGCUCGUGUGCAAGCACUGGCUGCGCGGGCUCUGCAAAAAGGGCGAGCACUGCGAGUUCUUGCACGAAUACAACCUACGCAAGAUGCCCGAGUGCAACUUCUUUAUGCGCAACGGGUACUGCUCUAACGGCGACGAGUGUCUCUACCUGCACAUUGAUCCGCUCUCGCGGCUGCCCCCGUGUCCGCACUACGACAUGGGCUUCUGCCCCCUGGGCCCGCGCUGCGCGAAGAAGCACGUGCGGAGGAAACUGUGCGUGUACUACUUGGCCGGGUUCUGCCCCGACGGACCCGAGUGCAAGGCGGGCGCGCAUCCAAAGUGGCAGACCAACCUCGAUCGGCCGCGGGCGAGGAGCGAGGUCAAGGAGGAGGAAGACGCAGAGAGGGAGGCAAGGAUCGAAGCGGCCAUGGGCCGGGAGGAGGAGGAGCGCAGAGAGGACUGGGGUGGCGGACGCGGCGGCGGUCAACAUCGCGGCAGGGGUGGGCGGUGGAGAGGGGGCAGAGGACGAUUCAGAGGAAAGCACUAA
Emericellopsis cladophorae is the source of this 762-nucleotide messenger RNA. Its product is annotated as mRNA 3'-end-processing protein-like protein. Lineage: Eukaryota; Fungi; Ascomycota; Sordariomycetes; Hypocreales; Bionectriaceae. The record is from RefSeq and is a predicted model, not a curated record. The transcript has a single exon. Gene Ontology annotation, molecular function: metal ion binding; RNA binding. Bases 1 to 762 code for a protein of 253 amino acids.